CGCCAAGUCCUUGGAACAGUCGUCGGUAUUUCACGAGAUGUAUCCGAUCCCCAUUUUAUCGACCGGGUGACGGUCCAUACUCCAAAAGGAGCCAUGACCGACAUAUCUGCCGCACUUGUCGUUGAUUGUACUGGAUCUGCCGCCGCCGGUCUAAAGUGGCUUCGAAGGUAAGGUUACGGCGUCAGUGAUACAUAUGAAAAAAAAUCAGUUACCCCUCGACAAACUGAAGAUCUCCUACGAACAGAAGCUUCAUUACUCUACCCUCCAACUCCGUGCUCCCCCCGAGCUAGGGAGGAAGCUUCCGGGACUCCCGGUACCGUAUGAUGAAUGCGGGAUGAUAUACGUAUUUAUUCCAGAUCCAAACAAGGAGAACCGAUGCAUAUACUCCCAAAGGAUUGACGGGGAUUUUAUACAACUUUGUUUCGGCGCCUCCAGUUCGGAAAGUGGCGAGCUACCAAAGACUUUGGAAGAAGCAAAAGCCUGGGCUCGAAGCCUCAUUACGGAGGUUCCGAUUCCCGAGGGGUGGUUUGCUAUGGUGGAUAUGCUGAAGGAGGUGCAGGAUUCCAUGACAUGCAGCCAAGUCCGUUUUGCGCCAUCAACUUGGAUUCGGUAUGAGAAGGGAGUAAAUCUACCGUCGAAUUGGAUCGCUGCUGGAGACAGCGUAAUGAGGGUCAAUCCUAUUUUUGGACAUGGGUGCUCCAAAGUGAUCUACGGUGCUAUUUGUCUGAAUAAGCUACUGCAAACCGUCCCUAGUAUCGAUACCCAAGGAUUUUUCCAAGAAGUACUUCGGGAUGCACGCGGAUAAGAUUGAACCGCUUUGGUGGGUACCGGUUAUUCUCCUAAGGUUCAAAUUCGGCGACUCAUGCACGGCGAUACCUUCAGGAGUACGACAAAAGUCAUUGAUUACGCGUUUGCGACUACUGUGCCGGUCCCAGGAGAGACACUCCCUGAAGGUA
Messenger RNA from Desarmillaria tabescens, 956 nucleotides. RefSeq lists its product as uncharacterized. The record is from RefSeq and is a predicted model, not a curated record. Bases 194 to 805 code for a protein of 203 amino acids. Lineage: Eukaryota; Fungi; Basidiomycota; Agaricomycetes; Agaricales; Physalacriaceae. The transcript is spliced from 6 exons.